CACGAGAGCCGGAGCGACGUUACUUUGUGACUGACGGAGGCGGCGACGCUGCGGACGACGAGGGCCCGCGUCUUCGCUUUGUCUGCUUAGUUAUUGGACUGUCCCUUGGUGAGAAUACACAGGAAGAAAGGGGCAACUGAGUACUAGACAAUGCAACCACAGGAAUCAGUGACCUUCAAGGAUAUAGCUGUAGACUUCACCCAGGAAGAGUGGGCCCUGCUGGACACAUCCCAGAGAAAGCUGUACAGAGAUGUGAUGCUGGAGAACAUCAGUCAUCUGGUCUCUGUGGGGUAUCAUCUCUGCAAAUCAGAUGUGAUUUCCCAGUUGGAACAAGGAGUGGAGCUGUGGAGGGAGGGAAGAGGAUUUCCCCAAGGCCCGAAUCCAGACAGGAAAAGUGGUCUUAAGAGACAAGAAGACAUCUGCAGAAAGGACCCAUCUAAUUGCAUGUCAAUGAAUGUACAACAGCAAGAGUGAACCUCGAGACAUGAUUGUGGUCAGGCUAUCAUUGAACCCUGCUGUUCUGAAAUCUGAGGGUUCCUACUGCCUGGGUGCUGCAGGAAAAAAUGUAAUUUUGUUUCACCUCAGUCAUAUUUGAUUUCUAAUAUUUUAAUGAAAACAGUUUUUAAAAUGUAAAAAUCCCUAAGAAUAUUCUCAUCAGUAAAUGCAAUGCAAAUAACUAACA
Callorhinus ursinus (northern fur seal) is the source of this 682-nucleotide messenger RNA. RefSeq names its product zinc finger protein 705A-like. The record is from RefSeq and is a predicted model, not a curated record. Gene Ontology annotation, biological process: regulation of DNA-templated transcription. NCBI's taxonomy places the organism in Eukaryota, Metazoa, Chordata, Mammalia, Carnivora, Otariidae.